Drosophila rhopaloa is the source of this 935-nucleotide messenger RNA. RefSeq names its product zinc metalloproteinase nas-13. The coding region runs from base 35 to 757 and encodes 240 amino acids. Lineage: Eukaryota; Metazoa; Arthropoda; Insecta; Diptera; Drosophilidae. Gene Ontology annotation, molecular function: metalloendopeptidase activity; zinc ion binding. Gene Ontology annotation, biological process: proteolysis. The transcript is spliced from 2 exons. The record is from RefSeq and is a predicted model, not a curated record.
CGCUCGCACUUGAUAAUUUUAUAUCAGUUCCGAAAUGAAUUUCCUUGUACUCAGCUUGGUUUUAUCCAUAGGGUCACUGGCCCACUCUCUUCCUUUCAUUAAAAUUCCGGUGGAUGACAUCGUACUUAUCCCCGAGCAGAUGGAAUUUUUUGAAGGAAACCAAGCAUCACGAGUUGUUAAAUCGUGGUCACAGUAUUAUUGGAAGCAAAGUACUUUGGUCUAUAGCUUCGGUGGAGGAUUUUCUUUGUUGGACAAAUAUCGCAUUGAAAAAGCCAUGUUGGAAAUAUCAUCUCAGACCUGUGUAAAAUUUCGCCGGACAGGAAACCCUCGAGAGCCACAGGUUAUCAUCCAAAGGCAGGGUUCUGGCUGCUAUUCCUAUGUGGGAUACUUGGGUUGGACUAACCAGGUUCUCAAUCUGGCCAGGGGCUGUAUGUCUAGUGAAACCAUCCAGCAUGAACUACUUCACGCCUUGGCCUUUUAUCAUACCCAAAGUGAUCCACAACGGGAUAGUUAUGUCAAGAUCCAAACGGAAAACAUAGUGCCCGGCCGUGAAAACAACUUCAAGAAGCUUCUGGCAAUUGGAGUGACUAGUUUUGGCCUGGACUAUGACUACGACAGUAUCAUGCACUAUGGUCCUUUUGCGUUCUCCAAGAACGGAAAACCAACUAUUGUUCCUCUAAAAGCGGAUGCGAAAAUUGGCCAAGCAACACGACUGAGCCCGAAGGAUAUUGAAACACUAAACCGGAUGUAUUGCUAAUUUAAUAAUCCUAUGAGCAAGAAUUUAAGAGGCUUAUGGAUCACCUGAAGAUUAAAAAAGGUUCUCCAUGAAAUUAAAAAAUUAAAUUAAUUUUGUUAAGUUUAACAUGAAGAGAAAAAGAAAAUAAAUGACUUUCCUUUUAGCUACAUAUCUCAUAUACCGUGAGUAUAGAAAAACA